AUGCGGUUGAAGGGCUUAGAAGUGCUGGAAACUGGUGAGCUGCUUUGGGAGGUGUCAGCGGAGGAAGUGAGAUUUAUCACAGACGCGCCCACCCUCCUGGCUGCCAACCUCUUCUCCCGCCUGUUGCUCCUGCCCCUCCUGCCCCAUCCCCCUCUCACUCUUUCCUUCCCUCAGGUCCUGGAAACAGGUGAGCUGCUUCGGGAGGUGUCAGCAGAGGUCAGUUUCAUCACAGACGCGCCCACCCUCCUCGCUGCUAAUCUCUUCUCUCGCCGCUGCAUCCUCCAAGUCACUCCCUCCGCCGUCCGAUUGCUCGCCAGCUCAGCCAGCCUGCUGCAGGAGAUGCUGCCACGUGGCAUGGUGGACGAAGGUGGGGAGGGGAUGGAGGAGGGGAAGGAUGGGGGAGAGGACGUGGAGAUUGAGUCUGCUGACGUGGCGGAUCCGUAUGUCAUGCUGCGAUUGGUGGACGGCAGAUUCGUGCUACUAGGCCCAGACCCGUCCAAGCCUCUCUCCCUGGUGCCCAUUCCAUGCCACCUGCCCACUCCUCCCUCUGAUCCCAUCACAGCCUUUUCCCUCCUCCUCUCCCCCUCGCCAUCCACAACCAAUCUCACCGCUGCUGCUGCGGCUGUUGCUGCUGCUGCUGCUGCUGCUGCAGCUGCAGCAGAGGCAGGCAAAGGAGGAAAGGACUCUUUUCCUGCAGCAGAAGAAGCUACAAAAGCUACAGCCACUGCUACAGCUGCUGCUACAGCAGGGAGUGAAGCCAUGGAGGUGGACUUAAAGCCAGGGGAUGCUGAGAAGGAGGCAGUGGGGAAGCAGGGGUCGGGGAAAGGGGGGGUGGGAGGAGAUGAGGAGAUGGUGGUAAAGGAGGAGAGGAGGGAUGGGGAGGGGAAGGAUGAGGGAAAGAAGGAGGCGGAAGAGGGCGAUGUUGAGAUGGAUAGUGGCAGUGGUGCUGGCAAUGGUGUGGGUAAGGGCACAGACGUCAAAACAGGGGAGGAGAGCGUGAAAAUAGAGGUGAAAGUAACAGAGGGGUCACAGAAAACAGAGAAGGAUGGGCAAGCAAGGGCAGUAGCAGCACACACGCCUGCACCAGUUGCCACCUCAGCACACACGUCAGCGCCUGAUUGGCCAAAGCAGUUUGUCGUGGAUCUGCAUGUGUCUGUCAACCCCGUCACCGGGCGGCUGUUUUUGUUUGUAGUGCUUUCAGACGGACGGCUGCUGGGAUUCAGAGCGUUCUGCCCCUCGGGAGCUUCCCCUGGAGAUGUGAUUGCAGCGAGUGUGACAGUAACGGGGGAGCGGGGUGCGAAGGUGGGAAGGCGAGCAGAGGGGGGAGGAGGGCAGGGGGUGGGGGAGGGUGAACCUGGAGGAAGAGAAGGUGGAAUAGGGGUAGGUGGAUCAGGGGGAUUUGGGAUAAGUGGGUUGCGUUUCCAGAGGGUUUGUUUAGAGGAGGAAGAGGCAGGGAUUCAUGAGGUGGAGGGGGAGGAGGAAGAUGAGAAGGGGAAAGGGGAGCGGGCAGUGGGGAGAGGGGCAGGUGCUGGUGAUGGGGGAGGAGGGGGAGAAGGUAGGGUGAAGCAAGAGGGAGGUGAGAAGGGGGAGGGUGAAAGUGGGGGAGGUGAAAGUGGGGGUGGUGAAAGUGGGGGUGGUGAUACUGCAGCAGAAGAGAAGGCGCAGGGGGAGGAGGGUGCGGAGAGGAGCAGGAAAGCUGGGAGAGCGAGAAAGAAAAUGCUAUUCCCGUUUCAAGGAGUGGGGUUGGAGGGGAGUGGAGGAGGGGGCGGAGGAGGGGGUGGAGGGGGCGGAGGAGGGGGUGUGGGUGGGAGGGGUAAGGGAGGUGUGGGUGAUGGGGGUGGUGGCAUUGGCGGUCUGUUUGUGGCUGGGAGCAGACCCAGAUGGCUGAUGCUACUGCGGGAUAAAGUGUGGAUGCACCCCGUGGCCAUGGAUGCAGCAUCGAGCGUGGUGGCUAUGGCACCCUUCCACAACGUCAACUGCACUCACGGCUUCCUCCUCAUCUCCUCUCUUGGAGUGCUCUCCAUCUGCCAGCUGCCGCCGCUCUUCCAGUUUGACAACGCAUGGCCCCUCAAUAAGAUUCCCCUGCGUUCAACCCCUCAUUCGGUCACUCUCUCGCCCGACGCAGCUCAUCUCUUCCUCGUCACUUCGACCCCCGUGUCCCGCCCAGUCUCUCAGUUCCUCGUUCCAUCCCUAGAAGACCCAAAAGACCCUUCAACCGCAGCACUAGGCUUGGCCGGACCUGGAGGUCUGGGAGUUCCAGGCACCUCCGGCACAGGCUCGGAAAAUGAUGGCGAAGCAGUGGCUAUGGUUGACGACUUCCAACUUCGGGUGGUAACCUGUCCGAGCCUGGAGGCUCCGAGCCGCGCCCUGGAGGUUCGGCAGAGCUUUGAGUUCCAGCCGUUUGAAGCGGUGACAAUGGUGAAGUCAGUGGUGUUGAGGAAUCGCAGCACUGGGCAUCUGCAGACGCUCCUUGCAGUGUGUACGACGUUUAUCACAGGGGAGGACGCACCCGGGAAAGGCAGGAUCCUGCUCUUCGAGUAUAACCCUCUGGCAACAGCUGAUGGGCAUGGUGCUGGUGCGACUGCAGCAGAUGCUGAGGGCAAGGCGGCAGGUGGAAGCACAGGAAUUCCCUUGCUGAGGGAGCUCUAUUCAAAGGAGCCCAUAGCGGGCAGCAGUCAGAGAGGCAGCGUGGCAGCACUCACAGCGCUGCAGGGCAAUCUGCUGCUGGCGGUGGGGCGGCAGCUGGUGCUGUAUGCAUGGAACGGGGUGGAGCUAGAAGGAAUCGCGUUCCUUGACGCUCCUCUAUAUGUGGUUUCCAUGGCCACGGUGAAGAGCUUUGUGAUUGUAGGGGAUGUGCUAAAGAGCGUCUACUUCCUGCACUGGAGAGAGGAGGGCGCUCAGCUCACCCUCCUCGCACGCGACUUCUCCUCUCUUCCGAUCACAGCCGUCGAUUUUCUCAUCGACGGCUCAGCUCUCGGCCUGCUUGCGGCCGACACAGCCAAGAACCUCCAAGUUUUUGCAUACUCCAAGUCAAUCGAAACACACAUGGGGCAAAAGCUCCUCCUAAAGGCAUCCUUUCACACAGGAGAGGUGCUCUCGAAGGUUCUUUGGUUGCCGCUGCCACCUCCUCUUGCUGCUGCAACAGGAGGAGGAGGGGGAGGAGGGGGAGGGCAGCAGCAGAGGAACCUAGCAGCGGCAGCUUCGGGCCGGACCAACAGGUUCGGCGUGCUGGCAGGCACGCUUGGGGGAGCAAUUGCAGUGGUGACACCGGUGCCGGAGCUGGUAUUUAGGAGGCUGGAUACAGUGCAGCGUUACAUGGUAACCGCAGUUGAGCAGACAGCAGGGUUACACCCGCUGGCGUUCCGGGCGGUGCAAGGGUUGGGAAAGGGACAGCAGCAUUCCGGAGUGGAGCGAAUGAUCGACUCACAGCUUCUUGCUCAGUACGCGCUAAUGGAGGACAGUCAGCAGGAGCAGCUAGCAGAGGACAUUGGCUCCACUCGUCCCAUGGUGCUGCAGAACCUGCGAGACCUCGCACACAAUGCCAUGCUCUUCUAG
Closterium sp. Yama58-4 is the source of this 3555-nucleotide messenger RNA. NCBI's taxonomy places the organism in Eukaryota, Viridiplantae, Streptophyta, Zygnematophyceae, Desmidiales, Closteriaceae. The record is from the annotation of a GenBank genome assembly.